Podarcis raffonei (Aeolian wall lizard) is the source of this 979-nucleotide messenger RNA. RefSeq names its product lin-7 homolog C, crumbs cell polarity complex component (gene LIN7C). Gene Ontology annotation, cellular component: synapse; MPP7-DLG1-LIN7 complex; basolateral plasma membrane. The record is from RefSeq and is a predicted model, not a curated record. Gene Ontology annotation, biological process: neurotransmitter secretion; protein localization to basolateral plasma membrane; maintenance of epithelial cell apical/basal polarity. The transcript has 5 exons. Gene Ontology annotation, molecular function: L27 domain binding. The coding region runs from base 127 to 720 and encodes 197 amino acids. Lineage: Eukaryota; Metazoa; Chordata; Lepidosauria; Squamata; Lacertidae.
UCGCUAGUUCCGGCGAGAGCCGGGAAAAGCCGCGGCCUUCGCCCCUCCUUCGCCUCUGCGCGUCCUGGAAGCAGCGCCGCCUCUUGCCCGGCGUCACUUCCCCGAGAGCAGCUGGAGAAGGAGAAGAUGGCGGCGCUGGGGGAGCCGGUGCGGCUGGAGAGAGACAUCUGUCGGGCUAUUGAGUUGUUGGAAAAGUUGCAAAGGAGCGGAGAAGUGCCCCCACAAAAACUACAGGCUUUGCAGAGGGUCCUUCAAAGUGAAUUCUGUAAUGCUGUGCGGGAGGUAUAUGAGCACGUGUAUGAGACUGUGGACAUCAGCAGUAGCCCAGAAGUGAGAGCUAAUGCCACAGCCAAGGCCACUGUUGCUGCCUUUGCUGCUAGUGAGGGUCAUUCCCACCCCAGAGUCGUUGAACUACCAAAAACAGAAGAAGGGCUCGGAUUCAACAUCAUGGGCGGCAAAGAGCAAAAUUCUCCAAUCUAUAUAUCCCGAAUUAUCCCAGGUGGUAUUGCUGAUAGACACGGGGGAUUGAAGCGUGGAGACCAGCUUCUUUCUGUAAACGGAGUGAGUGUUGAAGGGGAGCACCAUGAGAAAGCCGUGGAACUGCUAAAAGCUGCUCAAGGAAAAGUUAAGCUGGUUGUACGAUACACACCCAAAGUCCUGGAAGAGAUGGAGUCACGAUUUGAGAAAAUGAGAUCGGCAAAACGCAGGCAACAGAAUUAAUGUAUUACAUGUAACUUAAGGAAAAGCAUGAACUUUGCUUGUCUGGAAACGUCAGACAAGCAACGUUAGAAAAGGAUGUUAAUUUUGUUAAUGCUUUGUCUUUUACAAAUAACUCUUGAACAUCUUAAUGCUUCUGAGAAGAAAAGUUUACAUGGGUGUUUGUAGCUAUGUGGUUUUACAGAUCCUUCUUUAAAAUUCAAACCUGUAACCAUCAGAACAAAUUUGUAAAGUGUUUUUAAAAUACAUUUUAAUAAGCUUU